AUGGUAACCCUUCACGCCAUCCAAGCCCACAAUGCGGCUCUCACAUCCCUAGCCUCAGGUCUCGUCGCGGUGUUUGUCGGCGGUACCUCUGGUAUCGCCCUCUCAACGGCCCUCGCACUCACCCGGUACACCACAUCGCCCAAAAUCUACCUCAUCGGCCGCAGCCAGUCCGCCGCCGAUGCUGCCAUCGCCUCCAUCAAAAGCAUCAACCCCUCCGCCCAGCCAACCUUUCUCCAAGCCGACAUCUCCCUUCUCAAAAAUGUCGACAGCGUGUGUGCCGAGCUCGCAGCAAGAGAAAAAUCAAUUAACCUUCUUUUCAUGACACCCGGAUAUUUGACGCUGAAAGGCCGGGACGAGACGGCCGAAGGUCUGGACCGAAAAUUCGUGCUGCAUUACUAUGCGCGGAUGCGCUUCAUCACCAACCUGCUUCCUCAGUUGAGCGCAGCCGCUCAAGAUCCCUCUGUCGAUGCCAGCACCAGACUAUCCCGCGUAGUCUCCGUCCUAGACCCAAUGGUCUCCGUCCGCGCCGGCGGCGCUGGCACCCUCGACUUCUCUGACCUUAGUCUGAAGCACACCUUUACCCUGAAAAAAUGCGGUUGGCACGCCAGCCUGAUGGGCAAUUUUUUCCUGGAAAGCAUGGCGGAGCGACACCCGCAUACCUCCUUUGUCCAUGCGUACCCCUCUGGAGUGGCCACGGGCGUGAUGCGUGAACUGCCCGCUGGACGAGUCCUGUCGGCUGUGCUGACGCCGCUGUUGAAACCAUUCAUGGUCCCGCUCGAUGAGAGCGGAGAGAGGCAUUUGUUUGCGGCGACGAGUGGGAGGGGGGAAGGGGAUAUCGCUGCUGGCAGCGAUGGGACGAAGGGGAGUGGUUGCUACUGGUUGGAUUGGGACAGUGAGGUGUUUCCGCCAAACAAGAAAAUACAGAGGACGAGAGUACAGAGCGCGGUGGAGAAGGUGGUGCAGCACACGGAGGAGGUUUUCAAGCAGGUGUGUGAAGAGGGCAAGACGUACCCAUGA
This is a messenger RNA of Aspergillus novofumigatus IBT 16806, 1017 nucleotides long. RefSeq lists its product as uncharacterized. The transcript is spliced from 3 exons. Bases 1 to 1017 code for a protein of 338 amino acids. Lineage: Eukaryota; Fungi; Ascomycota; Eurotiomycetes; Eurotiales; Aspergillaceae. Gene Ontology annotation, biological process: secondary metabolic process. The record is from RefSeq and is a predicted model, not a curated record.